AUGCCUAAUAUGUUUGCGCGCCGACGCGGCACUUCCACUUCCACUCCCCCCGUGGAUCCCGUAACUUACAAUGCUGCCGCGGCUGCUGCAGGCUCUGCUUUCCGCACCAACUCCCUGACCGCUGGAUCCCUCUCUUCCGCUGCCGCAGCCGCAGCGUUGCGUACUCAUGCCACCAGCCCAGAGCCUGUCGGCAGUAUCCAGACGAAGCGCAUGGUACGUCGCGGCAGUGUAUCGUCAAUUGGCAGUGGCAGCGUGCUAGGCGGUACCGUUCGCGGAGGCGGCGCAAGACCAGGCUUGCAGCGCAAUACGAGCAGUAGUUCCAUGACCGAGCGCACGUUCAGAUCGCCUUCACCAGGGAGAACGAACGGCGUAACGAGUCCGGAUCCAGACGCUCCGCCUAUACCUCCAGUGCCAAGAGAUAUAUCGACUACGGGCCACAAGCGUGCUAGUAGCCUGGAGCCACCUCAGCGUGUGACGAGCCCUACACCACGCGGUAGAGGCGGCAGAGGAUCGAGCUUGGACCGUGCCAGUCUGCCUCCGCCACCCUCCAAUAGGCUGUCAAAGAGGCUGUCGGGUGUACUGGAGACUGAAGAGACUGAGCGGCAGAGUGGCAACGGAUCCUCCAAUUACUCGCGGCCUAUGGCCCCUCAGCAAGCCACUCAGAGCUCAUCCGAGUAUGUUGGCACGGGUGGAGCGAAAAGGUACACGCACGGAACAGGGUCAUGGUUCUCUCAGCCUGGUGGUUCGGGAUCAGCCGCCAAUGCUCGACCAAGCUCGCGGAGCGGUAUGAGCAGCACACUUGCCGUGCAAUCGCCUACCGGACUUCAAGCUGUGUCUUAUGAUACUCAAGAUACGAUCAUGGAGUAUGACCCGAACUCGCGAACGUUCGUUGCGCGGCCGCGACCGAAGCCAGCAAUCCAACCAGCUUCGGAGCCAAAAGCAACAGCACGACCAACCACCCCAUCACAACUAGCGCCACAAGCACAACCAGCACCACAGCCAGGACACUGGGACCCCAACACUCGAAGUAUAGUCCCUGCUCGAACAGCAAUUGCUCAACCAGCACCGGCAGUAUCUGGCAGUGCAUCCAAUGACGCGCCUAACAAGAAAAAGCAAAAGCCUGCCGUCCCGCCAGUUGCGACGAAGUUGGAACCGCCACCUCGGAAUCCUGCGCGGCUCUCACCUACAAGCUCGUCGAGUCCGGCAUCGCCGCGCAUGCUUGGCAUGCUGCAAAAGCAGCCAUCCAUGGUGCGGGAGGAUCCCGAAGCCGAAGAAGCGGCGGCAAAGCAGACACCGCUGAAGCCUACCGGCGGCACCAUCACCACCUCGGCUGGACCCGCGAAAGCCUACGUAGCACCCACAGCAAUCACACAUCAGCGUUCUACUAGCCUAGACAUACCAAGACAACGAAGCACAGACGGCGCCGGACGCGGUAGGAACGGUUCGAUGUCGCCGAGUCGGUCCGCCCAUUUCUCGGUCAGCCCGGUCAUUGAAGCCAUGCGACAUGACCCACCGCCACGGUCCGUCUCCCCUGCGAAGUCCGCGCUCAAGCACUCUCCAAAUCACAACGCAAGGCCCACUUCGCCGAUGGCUUUCUCGUCAUUGUCCGGAGCUGCGAAUAAGGUGCCACCAAGCGAUGCGUCUGACGUGGGGUCUGAGACGUCAGAGGUGGGUGUUAAGAAGGAAAAGAAGAAAGCGCGAGUCAGCUUUGAUGAGCAACCGCAGGAGAUUGAUGCCGCGGGAGCUGUGGCCAGCCCAAAGGCGAUCACUGCCGCGCCAAACGCGCUUUCUAACGCAUCAGCGUCACGGCGGGAUUUGUCGCACGCUGUUGAGGACGACGAUUUCGAUAGUGCAACGCUGAAGCAACGACCUGCGCUACCGAGCUUUGCUAGUGCUCGCAGACCUGCGCGAGCGGAAAUGCCGGAGAAGGUCACUGAGAUGGCGCCGGAAAGGGAGCCCGUCGGUAUUAGCAGUGAUCACGCAGUCAGCCAAGCAUUUACGAAUGCGAAGCCAGAGCCUGCUGCACAGCCAAAGGCGCCCGAAGUCGCCAACAACAAGCAGUCCGCAGCUGCUGAUGAUUAUGUGAGCGAAGAUGAGUCGUCAUUCCAGCCGGACAUCUCGAGUACGCCUGCAAAGCCUGCCGCUAAUGCUGUCGACCCGAGAAGAGUAUCGGUUGAUGAAGCGGACGGGCCGGUGUCUAAGACGCGAGACUUUGCGACAGAGGCUGCGCAGAGGCUCGCUCCUGCCGCCGAUCCAGUACCGGAGCCGACGCAGGAGACGGUGAAAAAUGCGACGGAAGUGCCUGCGAUAAACCUUCUACCACCCACUCCGGGCGAGGAACCGAGGAAGAAUCUGGGUGAGGAGGAUCAUCCCAAUCCAAGAAGCAGCAUGGAGCAAUUCGUGGUGCCCGGUGGCUGGUCGGCUGAGGAAGGCAGUGAUGAUAAGGUCGCUGCUGCUAUCUCCUCUGCUCAACCUGCUACCGCCACGGAACCUACGCCCGCGCCCGAACCCAAAACGUUGUCGAACGAGGCUCCCUUGAUCGACUAUAGGAGGCCUUCUCCGAUUUUGGAUGCAUUGACGGAGGAGAGCGAUGAUAAUGCCGAGUUCAGUGACGCUGCUGAAGACCUGUCAGAUCUGGAUGAUGGUGGGUUUGCGAGUCUGGACGCCAUCGUAUCCUCGCCCGUUGUCCCAUCACCGAGCGACAAGGGCAAGGCGCCCGAGGUGCUGGAGACCCCUACAAAGAAGGCACCAGCUGAACAAGCUUUCCAGAAUGGCGCAGAGGCAGCGGAUGUGGGUGACUGGAGCCAAGCGACCGCGUACUGGAGCCAGCUAAGCAAAGCGCAGCGGGAGGAGAUUGAGAGGCAGCAUCUGAGCAGCGACGACGAGGCUACGCCGGCGCCUACGGUGGCGAAGCGGAAGAAGAAGACUGUACCGAAGGCUUCCGGCUCGCCGACGAUCGUGGCGAGGCCACAAGACGCACCGCUGCCGCAGCAGCCCAGUAUGCCGAGGACGAUGCGCGCGAAACCUGGUCCUAAUCCUGCUCCAGCGACUGCACCUGCACCUACACCUGCGGCAGGUCAUGGCCCAGACAGCGACGUGCAUCUGCGCCGCUCGCUACGUGGCAACACGACCGCCAAUGCUGGCGAAGCGAUGCCUAGGACGCUGCGCUCGCACCCAUCCCAGCAACCACGCCCGCAGUCCGAGGUCAUCCAGCCGAGUCGACGGAGUGAUGUGAGUCAACGGCCUAUGUCUGCAGGUGGUUCCGGUCCUCAGCCGUCGCGUCUUGGUGUUAAUGGUCUACCUGUUCGACCGAGAACGACACGCAUGGACAGUGAAGAUAGUAUUGGCACGCCCAUCGCGAGUCAGGACUCGGCUUUUCCCAAGAUGCAGGCGAAGAGACAGGCGGCAAUGGCUGGGCAGAAACAGACUCCGCCGACGCGAACGCCUGCACCUGUGUCGUCCACGAAAGCGGUUCCGCCUCCGGGCGCCUACACUGCUAAGCUACAGCGCAAAGUGACUGGAGGCGAGGACUCAGAUUCCGAGAGCUCGUUCAAGAAGCGGCGACAGCGGACGAACGUCGAUACCUCAGGGCGGUACAAUAUGCGCCGGAGUAUGCGCAGUACUCCUGUCGACGAGCCGCAAGGGCCUCCUCCUGGCAUCAGGCCAUCAAGUCCACCUCCAGGUGCGCCGAGGGGCGGUGGCGCGUUUAGCAUCCGUUCAUUGUCGCCUUCGGGUGGGUCGGUGUUUGGGAGAGGCCGAGGGGAGAAGUUGAGGGAGAGUCUGAGAAGUGGGAGUGUGGAUGCUGGGGCAGGCAGGAGGACGACUAUGAGAGGCGAUCCGCCGGGUGGUGGGGCUGGUAGAGGUGCAAGGGCCGUUCAAGCUGCUCCUGCACCCGCGAAGCCUCGCUUCAGGAGCCGUUUCGGCGACUCGGAUGACGAAGGUGAGAGUGCUCGGCCGGGGCGGUCGCUGUUUAAGAGCCGGUUUGCGGACUCGGAUGAUGAAGAUGAGCCUCGCUCGCCGCGGGUCAUACCGGCCGACUUGACACCAGUGCGUGGCAUACCACGCAAGCAGGGACAGAACGAUGGCGACUCCACGGAUUUGGAAGACGAAGAAGAUGAGGACGAGGAUCCGCGCAAAGCGAGCAGAAAGCGGGCCAAGCAAAACAAGCCCAUCGUACCGAAUCCGGCGGACGUGGAAAAGGCUAUGGAAGCCGCGAGACGGAAGCUGGGUAUUGCUGCCCCUACCGCUCCUACCGCUCCUGCGGCAGAAAUCAAGGCGCCGGAGACGCACCAGGGCGAGGCGUUGAGUAAAGGUAGCUUGAGAACGCCUGCUACUGCCACCGGACAGUCAACGUUCGAGAAACGGCAGGCAGACGAGCCACAGUUCGACGGCAUACCGGAGAAGAAGCGACGUGGAUUCAUGGGGUCCAUACUCAAACGAAACAGAGACUCGAGCACAAGCGUACAGCAACGGUUUGCACUACCCAGUAGUCCCGCCGCUGCCUCGCCGCCAAUGCCAUCCUCUCCGCAGAUGUCGACCGUGCCCCAGGAACCCAAAUCCGCAAUCGAGAGGCCAAUGUCCCCGAGCCCGUUCACGAAGCUGGUGCGCCGCAGUUCGCAGCAACCAAAACCAGUCCAGCGCGGCGACUCGAGUUUCUCCACUGCCACGGCGCCAGCGACACUGCACCGGAAGGCUAGCGACCAGUGGCCAUUAACCCCACCCGUACCCGCCAUACCCACCCAGCACCUCAACGGAGAGCGUGACAGACCCACCACUUCCGACAGCGCCAAUACGGACGCCAUCAGAAUUCUCCGCACCAUGCGACCGGACGCCGGCGACCGAUCUGCUAGCAGCGGACAGAUGCCCGGCUUAAGCAGGCGCGAAUCGGCGCAACGAAGCGUUGGUUUUGCGCCAGGCAGCAAGGAGAGUGAUGGGGGCAGCCAGCAAGGGGAUGUAGGUAAGGUCCAGACUCAGGCUCCGGCUGCGGAGGUGUACAGUCGGCGGACAGGGAAGAAGAAGAAGUUUGGGAUGUUAAGGAGGGCUUUCGGGUUGAAUGAUUGA
Molecule: messenger RNA, 5061 nt
Organism: Baudoinia panamericana UAMH 10762
Lineage: Eukaryota; Fungi; Ascomycota; Dothideomycetes; Mycosphaerellales; Teratosphaeriaceae
Exons: 2
Coding region: 1-5061 (1686 amino acids)
Source: RefSeq, a predicted model, not a curated record